Molecule: messenger RNA, 2925 nt
Organism: Girardinichthys multiradiatus
Lineage: Eukaryota; Metazoa; Chordata; Actinopteri; Cyprinodontiformes; Goodeidae
Gene: pex3
Product: peroxisomal biogenesis factor 3
Exons: 12
Coding region: 159-1247 (362 amino acids)
Biological process (GO): protein import into peroxisome membrane
Cellular component (GO): peroxisomal membrane
Molecular function (GO): protein-macromolecule adaptor activity
Source: RefSeq, a predicted model, not a curated record
GUGUCUGGGUUUUGGUCAGGGUAGCUCUGAACUUUGACAGCUAGCAUGCUAGUACCGAGCUGUAGCCCGAAACUGUCUGGCUAACAUGUGUGUGAAACAAGCAGCGCAGGUUUAAACUACGAGGAGAUUCUGACUUCUAAACUUUCAGCGGCUUGAAAAUGUUUUCAUCUUUCUGGAAUUUUAUCAAACGGCACAAGAAAAAAUGUCUUUUCUCUGGAGCUGUGGUCGGAGGAGUGUACUUUCUCGGUAAAUAUGCUCAGAAGAAGAUCAAGGAGAUCCAGGAGAAGGAGGCGACCGAGUACAUUGCCCAGGCCAGAAGGCAGUUCCACUUUGAGAGCAACCAGAGAACCUGCAACAUGACCGUGCUGUCGAUGCUUCCUCCACUCAGAGAGGCCAUCGUCACUCAGCUCAACUCUGAGAGUCUGACUGCGAUGCUGAAAACAAAACCAGCCAACAAGCUGGAAAUCUGGGAAGACUUAAAAAUCAUCAGCUUCACCCGGACCAUCGUGGCCGUCUACAGCACCUGCCUGCUGGUUGUUCUUCUCAGAGUGCAGCUCAACAUCAUCGGGGGAUACCUGUACCUGGAUAACUCUGUGGGAAAGAGCGUAACGACUCCUCUGACCCCUCCAGACGUCCAGCAGCAGUACCUGUCCAGUAUCCAGCAUCUUCUUGGAGAUGGUUUGACAGAGUUGAUAACGAGGGUGAAGACGGCAGUGCAGAGCUCCCUGGGGGGAGUGUCCCUGAAGCAGAGCUUGUCCCUGCUGGAGUUGGAGCAGCAGCUGAGCUGGAUCCGAGCAGAAGUUGAGGUUGAUUCGGGCCGGCCGCUGUCCUCCUACAUGCUGGCGGAUGACGAGAACGCGCUCGCUGACCAGGCCUGCGGCUUAACAGAAAACGACGUUGUGACCAUCAGACUGUUGAAUGAGACCAGAGACAUGUUGGACAGUCCAGAGUUCAGCCGAGUUCUCAGCACCUGUCUGAACCGGGCUUUCUCUCGUCUUCUGGACAAUCUGGCAGAGUUCUUCCGCUUGCCUGUUGGUGACUCCGCCCCCAACUCUGCACCCGACAGCCUGUCUGCAGUCAGUCUGCCGCUGGCGAAGAUCAUCCCUAUCAUCAACGGUCAGAUAAACACCAUCUGCAGCGAGAUUCCCAGCCACUUCGUUCAGGAUCUUCUGCUGAACGAUCAGGUGAAGGAGUUUGCAGCCAACGUGUACGAGACGUUCAGCACACCCCAGGAGCUGCAGAAAUGACCUCAGAGGACGAAGAGGAGGAUUCAACAGGAGACCAGGUGAUGAUGAAGCUGGAAGUCAUUCAGGCUGUUGGUCCUUCCUUCAUCUCUAGAGCGUCUGUAGCAUGAACACUCGGAACGUUUCUGUCCUCAGCUGGAAGAAAUGUCAAAGUGAAGCUCAAAGCGGAGGCUGCCGGGGCUGGUGCAUCUUGGGAAGUGGGGUCUUUUACAUCCCAAGGAAAGUUUUAUAGAAACCGAAUGAAAAACAGGAUCUCGCAGAAGUGAGCGAGCGAGCGACCUCUGAGGCCUGCUCAGAGCUGAUCUAGCUUUGAUUUAGAGAUGUUUGGAUGGUUCCUCUGUUUUCGUCCUCAGCUCAGCGACGUGAUGAUACGUCUCACAGCUUACCGUUGAUCAUUUUCUGACCUUAAAAAUGUGUGUAAGAUUGGACUCUUUUGGGAGGUUUUAAUGUCAUUUUAUGGGUUUUUUUGUGCAUUAAUGCUUCCUGCUGACAGCUCGGACAGUUUUAGACCUCCUGAAGAUUUUAAAGAUUAAAACAAAUAUAUAAAAACAUUUAAAUUAAAUCUGACAGCCACAUUUUACUGCUAAGAAUCUUUUCUGUUAUAAUUAAGCUAAAUUAACUGAAUAAUGUUAGAUGUGUUAAAAACGCUUUUUUAAUUCUACAGCCUGCAGUUCAAGUCCUGACCAGAAGGUGUCACUCUUCAUCAUCUGUUCAUUUCCUGCCUUCCUUUCAGCUGAAGACCUUCAUGCCUUCAGUCCUGUUUCUGUGUGGAUGUUAGAGCGAUGAUUUCUGGGAAAGACGCUUAAGUUCUCCCAUAGAUCCCAGUUCACCUCCAGCAUGGAUUCCUCGCCCAGUGACAAUCAGAUGCAAUCAGUGACAGUAGAUCCAAAAAGCUGCUUUCAUUCCUUAAGGAGAACAGGCUAUGACUUUUGAACUUCACUCACCACACCCGGGCCUGAUUACUGCCAGACCCGUAGAAUCAAGAAUAUCGCUUUAAUAGAAGUAGUCUGACAACAUGAAGUAGGCUACAAGAUCUAAAAAAGCACCACAUAAUGGUUCGAUCUAAAGAGCUUCAAGAACAGAGGAGAAACAAAGUUUCUGAAAUCUGGUUGGAAAAUCACUGCAAGAAGUCCUUAACGACUCAUCCCAGAGGUCCAGAAGAACCCGGAACAACAUCUAAUGCUAUACAGCCUUUACUGCCUCAGUUAAGGUCAGAGGUCAUGGUUCUACAAUAAGAAAGAGGCAAUUUUGCCCAGUUGGACAUUCCAGGAACAAUGUCCAACAAUCAGUUUGGGACCUUGAGCUGAGCCUUGCUUGAGUUCUGCAGCAGAACAGUGAUCCAAAGCACACCAGGUCCACCUCUGAAUGGCUCAAAGGGAACGUUUCAUAGUGCCCUAGUCAAAGCCCAGGCGUAAAUAAAUUUCACAUGCUACAGAAUGACCCUCAACAGGUAUGCUUGUAACCCUCCAAUGGGCCUGAAUUAAAUCAAUUCAGCAAAGCAGAGUGGGUCACUAUUCCUCCAUAGAGAUGUUAAAGACUCGUUCUCAGUUAUCAUGAACACUUGAUGGCAGCUAUCGCUACCAGUUAUUAGGUUUAGGGUGUGAUUAUUUUCUCACACAGAGUCAGGUUUAGUCAGGGUAGUUUUUGUUCCUUAAUAAAUGAACUUAUCAUUUGGACGCUG